Suillus discolor is the source of this 852-nucleotide messenger RNA. RefSeq lists its product as uncharacterized. The annotation marks the transcript as partial. The transcript has a single exon. The record is from RefSeq and is a predicted model, not a curated record. NCBI's taxonomy places the organism in Eukaryota, Fungi, Basidiomycota, Agaricomycetes, Boletales, Suillaceae.
UGGCUAAAAGGCCUUCUUGCCCCACCACAGGAAUGCCCACAAUGGGCCUUCUUUGCCCACACCCUGAUCUCUGAAGCAGCACUUGCAUCCCCAGUAGUCAAACCUCGAGCUAGGAUCAGCUCCUUCCUACAAACAUGGUCCCCCUCAUUGAAGAAACUCUCACCACAUUUGAAUCGCAUAAUCAAGACAGCCAAGAUAUAUAACAUUAGAUGGGAGGCAAUAUCCAUCAACAAUGACAUUGCGAGGCGACUCCCAGUAUGGUUCCAUAUCGGAGCUUCGAACAACCUGAAUAAGCUGAACAAUCACUCGUAUGCAACUUGUCUGAGAGAAAAACAUGCUGUCACCUCAGUCGGGCAACUAGAAAACAUUACAGCUAGACAAUCUCCACUCCAUAGACAAAACAAGGCAUGCACCUGCAAACACUGCGACCAUGAUAGAACAUCCUUCAACUGCAAAAAACCUUUCAAAUGCGCGAAAUUGGCCAAUGAAAUACUCAAAUGCAUCCUUCCAAAAUGGCACCCAAAAACAUGUACCAACGGAUACUCUCUCAUCAUCUCACCAGAACAAAUUCCACCAGAAAAUAAUCCUGAAGAAAAGACUGAGUUUUUCGACCCCACCUUCCCUUCACCUGAAUCUCUCAAAGAUGGGUUCCGCGCCUUCGUAACAUCCAAGCAGCCUUGCACCUCAUCAGCUAUCCAAUCACCAAUAACACCAGGAGAUAUUCCUCACCUGACCACGAUCACUAUCACCAGCUCACACCGAAUCAACAGAGACAGAAACUAUGUCUCAGGUGGUGGAGCAUUCUUCGGACAGGAUGAUGCCCGCAACCUGUCUGUCAACCUGCCAGAAUGA